AUGAGGCUCGCUAUCUGCGCCCUGCUGUGCGCGGGGGCCCUGGAGGAAAGUGAUGCUGUGGUCCCCUUACUUCUCUUUCCCUUAGGGCUGUGUGUGGCUGUUCCUGAAAAAACUGUAAGAUGGUGCACCGUGUCGGAUCAGGAGGACACUAAGUGUUCCAGUUUCCGCGAUAAUGUAAAGAAAGUCUUUCAAGCAGAUGGUCCCCUUGUCACCUGCGUGAAGAGAACUUCUUACCUUGAGUGCAUCAGGGCCAUUGUGGCAAACGAAGCCGAUGCAGUGAUGAUCGAUGGAGGUUUGGUGUUUGAGGCAGGCCUGGCCCCUUACAACCUGAAACCCAUCGUGGAGGAAUUCUAUGGGCCAAAAGAUGAUCCACAAACCUACUAUUACGCUGUCGCCCUGGUGAAAAAGGGCACCGGCUUCCAUCUGAACCAGCUCCAAGGCAAGAAGUCCUGCCACACAGGCCUGGGCUGGUCCUCGGGGUGGAACAUCCCCGUCAGCAUGCUGCUUCCUUCCGGCUCUCUUGAAACAGCAGCGGCCAGGUUCUUCUCCAGCAGCUGUGUCCCCUGUGCAGAUGGGAAGUCAUUCCCCAGCCUUUGUCAACUGUGUGUGGGAAAAGGGACAGACAAGUGUGCCUGCUCCUCUCAUGAGCCAUACUUCGGGUACUCGGGCGCCUUCAAGUGUCUGGAGGAUGGCGCCGGGGAUGUGGCCUUCGUGAGGCACGUGACAGUGUUUGAGAACCUGGAACAGAAGGCUGACAGGGCCCAGUAUGAGCUGCUUUGCCCAGACAACACCCGGAAGCCUGUGGAUGAAUAUGAGAAUUGCCACUUGGCCCGGGUUCCUUCUCAUGCUGUCGUGGCUCGAAGUGUGGAUGGCAAGGAAGAUCUGAUCUGGGAGCUUCUCAACCAGGCUCAGGAACAUUUUGGAAAGGACAAGUCUUCAGGAUUCCAGCUCUUCGGCUCCCCUCUGGGGAAAGACCUGCUGUUUACCGACGCCGCCCAUGGGUUUUUAAGGGUCCCCCGUAAGAUGGACGCCAAGCUGUACCUGGGCUAUGAGUACUAUUCUCUCACUCAGCAUCUAAAGGGAGGUAUGGAAGGUGUGGAAGACUCCCAGAAGGUACAGUGGUGUGCAGUGGGCCACCAGGAGAAGGCCAAGUGUGACCAGUGGAGUGCAGUGAGCGGUGGUGCCCUGGUGUGCACCGUGGAGGAGACUCCUGAGGACUGCAUUGCCGCCAUUGUGAAAGGAGACGCUGAUGCCAUGAGCUUGGAUGGAGGAUUUGUCUACAUAGCAGGCCACUGUGGCCUGGUGCCUGUCCUGGCAGAGAAUUAUGAACCCAAACAGGGCAGUGAGCGGCUUGGGUCAAAGUGUGUGAAUGCCCCCUUGGAAGGUUAUUACGUCGUGGCCGUGGUGAAGAAAUCCGAUGCUGAUGUCACUUGGGACACGCUGCGAGGCAAGAAGUCCUGCCAUACUGCGGUGGGCACUUCCGCAGGCUGGAACAUCCCCAUGGGUUUAAUACACAACCAAACCGGGUCCUGUAAAUUUGAUGAGUUCUUCAGUCGCAGCUGUGCCCCUGGGUCUGAUCCGGAUUCCCACCUCUGUGCUCUGUGUGGUGGCAGCAGCAAUCCAGCCCACAUGUGUGCUCCCAACAGCCACGAGAAGUACUUCGGCUCCAGUGGGGCGCUUAGGUGUCUGGUUGAGAAGGGAGAUGUGGCCUUUGUGAGGCACUCCGCUGUCCUCCGGAACACUGACGGAAAGAACACUGAGGCAUGGGCUAAGAAUCUGAAGCAGAAAGACUUUGAGUUGCUGUGUCCUGAUGGCACCAGGAAGCCUGUGACUGAGGCUCACAGCUGCCAUCUGGCUACAGUGCCAAAUCAUGCUGUGGUCUCAAGGAAAGAUAAGGCAGAUUUUGUCCGCAGAAUACUCUUCAACCAACAGGAGCUCUUUGGAAGAAAUGGAUUUGAAUAUUUGAUGUUCCAGCUGUUUGAAUCUUCCACCAAGGACCUGCUGUUUAGUGAUGACACAGAAUGUCUGGCUAACCUUCAGAACAAAACAACUUAUGAAAAAUUCUUAGGGCCAGAAUAUCUUGUGGCUAUGGCUAACUUGAAACCAUGCUUAACCUCUGAACUUCUGGAAGCCUGCACAUUCCACAGGAAGUAA
Messenger RNA from Marmota flaviventris (yellow-bellied marmot), 2154 nucleotides. The record is from RefSeq and is a predicted model, not a curated record. Lineage: Eukaryota; Metazoa; Chordata; Mammalia; Rodentia; Sciuridae.